AUGGCGCAAACUUUGGUGGAAUCCCAGGCAGUGUUCAAAGAGCGAGCUCUGAGGGUAGGGCUGCCAGAUUCCGCCCGGGAUCGACUGAUUGCACAAGGAGUGGACACUCUGGCCAAACUUGCGUUCGCAUCUGGCAAUCCGGGCGAAGCUCCUACCGAAGCUACCCUCAAGCAACUUGUCGAGGAGCAGGGCAAGCCUGCCCCGUCAGUGGGCACCAUUGCCGCGGUCCGCCACCUCGUUUUCGAGGCGCAAACCGUUCUUGUGUCUCAGACAAAAGCUAUGACAGAGACUCGCGAAGAAGUCAAAGAACUGGCUCCGGCCGAAAGGAGAGCCAGGGUCCGAGACCAGGCGACUAGACUCAAGGGCAUUCCCAUGACUGGACAGUCAGAAUGCGCGCACGCUUCUUAUGAUCUGGUCAUGAAGAUGAUGACCGACAACUGCAUUCAUUAUCUGCCGCCGAGCAAAUUCAUUACUCGUGAAGCGGAGCCUCGCCACGACAAGCCCCAGAAAGAGCUUGACGUCCAAGGGUCGUCGAUCAUUGUCAAGCCCAAAGAGCUUGACCACAGCUGCGACACGUCCACCGCCCUUAGCCUCCAUCAUGCCUUGCAGAGGCGCAGCCUUGCGCUUGAUGUGGUCGGUGCAACGGACUACUUCAAAGUUCAAGCCUUCUCAGAUUUCUUGAUGAGCCAUCUGCGCGAGCCCGCCAUGCAAGGCUUUAAGCGUACCACUGUUCAGCAGGUAUUGGCAGCAGACCGGGCUGCGUGGGUACGCCUGUCAGAGCUUACCCCUGAUGGCAUCCGUACCGACGGUGCCGGCAACCUUCCGCUUGAUGCCCUCUGGGCCAGACUUGAGAACGAUCCGAAGGUUGUCUUCCACCUGUUGCCACAAGCAUCCUCAGGCCAUGUUGCGUCCGGCGCAACCAAACGCAGUGCAGACCACGCAAGCCUCGAUCAGGACCCAGGUUCCCAGAAGCCAGGCAAAAAGCCCCGUAAAGGGAAGGGCAAGGGCAAAGGGCAACCACCUAAGGAGCCAGCCAAUGUUCCUGAUGAGCUCAAAGGUGAACAGUUGCCACCUCCGGCCCGGAGCGAUGAAUUUCCCAAUGGAUUGCCAUCCUUGCAGGGAGUCCUCAAAGAGCGCUUCUUGAAGGCUAACCUCUUGUAUGAGCGCACGGGCGCCAUUUUUGCCGAAUGCAUACGCCUCAACAAAUUGGUGUCAGUUGAGAAUCCUGCAAACAGUUACUUUUGGAAAACCUUAGGUUGGGUGUCGCAUACUCAGGGCCUCGCCUUCCAAGAAGUCGUCUUCCAUAAUUGCCAACAUGGAGGCCAGCGUGCAAAAGCCACGCGCGUGGCACACAACAUCGACCUCUUCAGCGAGCUCCACUUGAUGUGCCCAGGCGAGUCCCAGGGGCAUCAGCACCUACCGUGGUCCCGCAGUGGCAAGGCCUUUGCAACUUCUGAAGAAAAGGUCUAUCCCUGGACCUUGUGUCUGCACACCUCAGGGAACGCAGCUACGUUCUUGCGCAACCCAAGCAGUGCCCCAUGUGCGUAUGAUCCUGCGGACCAAGACAUCUCGUCUGAGAACGUGCCACCCCGGCUGGGAUGUUCAGACUUAAGUAGCGCCACCAAAUCGAUGAUGUCGGCUUUGGUCACUGGCUCGUGGGGUCUACUCGCAAGGAUGUGGGAUGCGAAUGCUUCGGCGCUGAGGCGAUCACUUAUCUGA
Symbiodinium pilosum is the source of this 1719-nucleotide messenger RNA. The record is from the annotation of a GenBank genome assembly. Lineage: Eukaryota; Dinophyceae; Suessiales; Symbiodiniaceae.